GGGGGGUUUCACUUCCGGGACGGUGUUCCGGCCCAUUCCGGCCCAUUUCCACCCCCGGAGCUCUCACCUCGCCAGUGCCGACGGUAGAGAAAGAAUUUACUCCAGGGGCUUCCUCCUCACUGGGGAAUUGCCGGAAACAGCAAACAAAAAAAGGCGCUGGUGUAGGCUCCAAAAUAAACACAUCUGAAUUCAUGAUGGCAUCGACAGAGGCUCUUAUUGGAUUAAAAGUUUCAAAACAAACAAUAACGCUUUGGAAAAAGGGUUGAAUGCCUGCCUGCACUAUCAGGCAUGACCAUGGAGAAAGGUGGGAACAUACAAUUGGAGAUUCCUGAUUUUAGCAACUCUGUCCUGAGCCAUCUAAACCAGCUACGCAUGCAGGGCCGACUCUGUGAUAUCGUGGUCAACGUGCAAGGACAAGCUUUUCGGGCUCACAAAGUGGUACUGGCUGCCAGCUCCCCCUAUUUUCGGGAUCACAUGUCCUUGAAUGAGAUGAGUACUGUCUCCAUUUCAGUCAUCAAGAACCCGACUGUUUUUGAACAGCUCCUUUCUUUCUGUUAUACAGGGCGGAUAUGCCUCCAACUGGCAGAUAUCAUCAGCUACCUAACAGCUGCUAGUUUUCUGCAGAUGCAGCAUAUUAUAGACAAAUGUACACAAAUCCUGGAGGGUAUCCAUUUCAAAAUUAAUGUGGCUGAGGUUGAAGCAGAAUUAAGUCAAACAAGGACAAAGCACCAAGAGAGACCUCCAGAGUCUCACAGGGUUACACCAAAUCUAAACCGUUCCCUUAGCCCGCGACAUAAUAACCCAAAGGGAAACUGGCGAGGUCAGGUUAGUGCUGUGCUGGAUAUCAGAGAGCUAAGUCCUCCUGAGGAGUCCACCAGCCCUCAGAUAAUUGAACAGAGUUCUGAUGUAGAGAGCCGGGAGCCCAUUCUUCGGAUCAACCGAGCAGGACAGUGGUAUGUGGAGACAGGAGUAGCAGACCGGGGGGGCCGGAGUGAUGAUGAAGUUAGGGUUCUUGGAGCAGUACACAUCAAAACUGAAAAUCUGGAGGAAUGGCUUGGGCCUGAGAAUCAGCCCUCUGGAGAAGAUGGAAGUAGUGCAGAGGAAGUCACAGCCAUGGUGAUUGACACCACAGGCCAUGGUUCUGUAGGACAUGAAAAUUACACUUUAGGGUCUUCGGGAGCCAAGGUGGCUCGGCCAACAAGCAGUGAAGUUGACAGAUUUAGCCCCUCCGGCAGUGUGGUUGCCUUGACAGAGAGACACAGAGCCAGAAGUGAGUCUCCUGGGAGAAUGGAUGAGCCUAAGCAACCUAGCUCCCAGGUAGAAGAAUCAGCGAUGAUGGGAGUAAGUGGCUAUGUGGAGUAUCUCCGAGAGCAGGAAGUAUCUGAGCGGUGGUUCCGGUACAACCCCCGUCUCACCUGCAUCUACUGCGCCAAAUCUUUCAAUCAAAAGGGGAGCCUGGACCGCCACAUGCGCCUUCAUAUGGGGAUCACACCAUUUGUUUGUCGCAUGUGUGGCAAGAAGUAUACCCGAAAAGAUCAGCUGGAAUAUCAUAUCCGCAAGCACACAGGCAACAAGCCCUUUCAUUGUCAUGUUUGUGGCAAAAGUUUCCCAUUCCAGGCCAUCUUGAAUCAGCACUUUCGCAAAAACCACCCUGGUUGUAUACCCCUGGAGGGGCCUCACAGCAUCUCCCCUGAAACAACUGUUACAUCUCGAGGACAAGCUGAGGAAGAGUCACCUUCACAGGAAGAGACAGUUGCUCCUGGGGAAAUUGCCCAGGGCUCUGUGUCCACCACUGGUCCAGAUUGAAACAUCAAGGAGGAGGGGGCAGACCCUCGUCCCCUUUGGGCCGUAAGCAGCCAGCAUCAGGACCAUGGGCUGGUGCUUAAAUUCACAAAAUGCCACAUCACUAGACCAGAAGAUGCUCCCAAGAUGUUGCCAAACUAGAGGAUCAGCAACAUACACAAAAGCACUAAAGGCUUUUCCCCUCCUCCAUCCCACCUCACACUUUGGAAAAUAGUCAAGCAAAUCAACUUUCUAUAAUUCAGGGAUCAAUAGCCUUGGUUUGUUAACUUUAUAAGAAAACAGUUUGUUUUUUUUAACAAAGUGAUAAAUGGUCAUUUAUCUACCAGUCAUUUUUGAACACUGUACUUUGGUCCAUAUCAUCCUGGUGGCUGUAAGUGCCCAGAUCUAAAAAAUGCAGCAGGAUCCUUGGCCAUCUGAAGCAGCCAACCACAAGAAAGUUGGAGGUAGUCAUGAUGGUGAUGAGGAAGAGGACUUUAUCCUCUUCCUUCCCUGCCAGAACAUGCAUUUUUCACAUUUUAAGAAAAAGGAAUACUGGUGGUUCUUUGUUUUGCAAGGUUAGACCUUAUCUUUGGCUUGACUAGGCAUCUAAUGUUUUGCCUGAUUGUUUCAUGUAAAUAGGCAUCUUGGAGCAGUAUUCUAGUGGGCAGCAUCACCUGAAGCACUU
This is a messenger RNA of Galeopterus variegatus (Sunda flying lemur), 2467 nucleotides long. RefSeq names its product zinc finger and BTB domain containing 37 (gene ZBTB37). The record is from RefSeq and is a predicted model, not a curated record. Lineage: Eukaryota; Metazoa; Chordata; Mammalia; Dermoptera; Cynocephalidae. Gene Ontology annotation, molecular function: DNA-binding transcription factor activity, RNA polymerase II-specific; RNA polymerase II cis-regulatory region sequence-specific DNA binding; protein binding. Gene Ontology annotation, biological process: regulation of transcription by RNA polymerase II. The coding region runs from base 289 to 1806 and encodes 505 amino acids. The transcript has 5 exons.